UUGGUACUACAACAACUGGAAGAAAAAAAUUUUAACUUACAAAAAGUUGCUGAAAAUCUGAAAAAAAAAUUUGACAGUAUUUACGGUAAAGGAUGGCAAUGUAUUGUUGGUAACAGUUUUGGUUGCUAUAUCACUCAUAUACCAAAUUCCUUUUUGUAUUUUACUGUGGAACCAUUUUCUGUGGUACUUUUUCGUACGGAAAAUGGUAACGCAAUUGUUUGA
This is a messenger RNA of Thelazia callipaeda (thelaziosis nematode), 222 nucleotides long. Lineage: Eukaryota; Metazoa; Nematoda; Chromadorea; Rhabditida; Thelaziidae. The record is from the annotation of a GenBank genome assembly.